GAGGGGGGGAAUGAUUCAAUUAUUUGAUCAGACCUAACACUUACCUUCAUGUGCAAAUCAAAAGUAUUUCUAUUUUAAUAUCAUAUGUACAGAAUAUAUGGAUCCUGGUUCACUACCUUUGCUUAAUACCUCUGAGUGUAAUCAGGAUUUGCAUUUUCAUCCAAGAAUAUUAGUAAAAUACAGGGAGCUUAAAGAGCCAGGAACCAUCUGCUUUGCUUUAGGAAGGAAAGGAGUCCAAACAGGUCAAGGUUACUUGAGGUCAAGGAACGUGCUGAAGGCACAGAGUCUGUAGGAUCGAGGGGAUGACGGAGCCGGUUGGAAAGUUCAAGGUUUCCUAGUCCAAGAUUCUCACACAGCAGCUCUCCAGGCACCUCUGAAGGCAAGGGAGAGUCUGAGUGAGACUUCAACAAAGCCUUCUUCUGCUUUGCAGAGAGUUGGAGAACCACUGCUUCCAAGUAUUUAUAGUUCCUACUGCACCCUGAUCACAACUCUUCUGACCACUGGCUAGUUUAUAUAAUAGAUCGACCACCCCAAACAGUAAGCUACUUGAGAGCAGGAGCUUGUUUGUUUUUUUCUUCCCUGUACCUACAGCAAAAUGUCUGACGUGUAUGGCAAAUGCCAUAGCAUUUGACGAGGGAACCAACCAGGUAUUGGUACUUUUCUUCCUCAUCAUAAUGUUGUGUGUUGACCUAGGCUACAGCUACCUUUGACUAACACGGACGAGCAUGAGUUUCAGCAGCUGUCUGUAUGAAAUUGGGGAAGCGCUGAACAGCUAUGAGGUGGCCGCGCUCAAGUUCCUGAGCCUGGACUACAUCCCACCAAGGAAGCAGGAGCCCAUCAAGGACGCCUUGAUGCUCUUCGAGAAACUCCAGGAGAAGAGAAUGCUGGAGGAAAGCAACUUGUCUUUCCUGAGGGAGCUGCUAUUCCGAAUCGACAGGCUGGAUCUGCUGGAAAAGGGCCUGAAGACCAGCAAGGAGGAGAUGCAGAAGGAGCUUCAGAUCCCGGGCCGGGCUCAGAUCUCUGCGUACAGGGUCAUGCUUUUCCAGAUUUCAGAAGACGUAACUGCACAGGAAUUGAAGGACUUUAAGUUUUUUUUGAACCAGGAGCUCUCCAGAUACAAACUGGCAGAAAGCAUGAGCUUGCUUGAUAUUUUCAUGGAGAUGGAGAAGAGACUCAUCCUUGGGGAAAGAAAUUUGGACACCCUAAAAAAAAUCUGUAGACAAAUCAACCUGAGCCUGCUGGAUAAAAUCAGUGCUUAUGAAGAAUUAAGUAAAGACUAUCCUCGAGAGCAGGAGAGUGAGCCCCAGGAACAAAACUGUGAGUCGCCGCGGGAGCAGAACUGUGGGCCCCGGGAGCAGGACACUGAGUCCCGGGAGCAGAACUGUGGGCCCCGGGAGCAGGACACUGAGUCCCGGGAGCAGGACUGUGAGCCACCGCAGACAGCGGACAAAGUUUACCGAAUGAAAAGCAAACCUCGAGGAUACUGUGUGAUCUUUAAUAAUUAUGAUUUUAGCAAAGCACGGGAGAACGUGCCCAAACUUCACAAAAUAAAGGAUAGAGAUGGAACAGACUUUGAUGAAGAAGCUUUGAACAACAUCUUUAGUGAGCUUCAUUUUAAGGUAGUGCGUUACAAAGACGCCACAGCAAAGCAAAUCUGUGAGAUCCUGGAAAGCUACCAAAGCAAGGACCACAAAGACAAAGACUGCUUCAUCUGCUGCAUCCUUUCCCAUGGAGACAAGGGCAUCGUCUAUGGCUGCGAUGGGCAGGAAGCCCCCAUCUAUGAGCUGACCUCUUACUUCACUGGUUUGAAGUGCCCUUCCCUUGCAGGCAAACCAAAAAUCUUUUUUAUCCAGGCUUGUCAAGGGGAUAACUUUCAGAAAGGCAUAACUGUUGAGACCGACUCAGAAGAGAAUGAUGCUUAUUUAGAAAUGGACUCAUAUCAGAAGAGAAAUAUCCCAAAUGAGGCUGACUUUCUGCUGGGGAUGGCCACUGUGAACAACUGUGUUUCCUACCGAAGCACCGAAAAGGGGUCCUGGUAUAUCCAGUCACUGUGCCAGAGUCUGAGAGAAAGAUGUCCUAGGGGUGAUGACAUUCUCACCAUCCUCACUGAGGUAAACUUUGAAGUGAGCAGUAAGGACGACAAGAGGAAUAUGGGGAAGCAGAUGCCACAACCCACUUUCACUCUGAGAAAAAAACUCUACUUCCCCCUUGAUUGAUCUAUAACACUAUGCUUAAUUUUUGUAAUAUUAUGCUUUUACUUUAUCCUAUCAUUUAUUUGCAUAACACUAUGCUUAAUUUAAUUGUUAAUAAGAUGCUGCUUCCCCCUCCCCCAUUUAUUUUAUGUUGUUAAUCCUCACCUGAGGAUAUUUUCCCCUUUUCGAUGGGUUGCUUCCUGUAAGCCCCAAGGUACGUGCCCUUGACCAAAUUGAACCUGGGAUCACCCCCCAGUUUUUGAAGGCAGAGAGGGGAGAGAAUGGGAGUCAAUACAAUUUAAUUUUUAGGCAAAUUGAAGCCUAAAUUUCUGGCUUUGCAACAAUAGCCAUAAGCAUGAUUUUAAUUGUAUUUUUAAUUUGAUAAAAUAGUUU
This is a messenger RNA of Pipistrellus kuhlii (Kuhl's pipistrelle), 2585 nucleotides long. It is a transcript of the gene CASP8, whose product is annotated as caspase 8. The record is from RefSeq and is a predicted model, not a curated record. Gene Ontology annotation, molecular function: protein binding; cysteine-type endopeptidase activity. The coding region runs from base 726 to 2216 and encodes 496 amino acids. NCBI's taxonomy places the organism in Eukaryota, Metazoa, Chordata, Mammalia, Chiroptera, Vespertilionidae. Gene Ontology annotation, biological process: negative regulation of extrinsic apoptotic signaling pathway via death domain receptors; apoptotic process; proteolysis. The transcript is spliced from 7 exons.